CACACCCAGUUCUGUGCGGCGCCUUGCGAAAGAACGAAAGAGAACUUGCGACUCUAACAGAAAAGGGAAAGAAAAACCACUGAAACAUAUUUCAGCAUUUUUUUUCCACUCCCAAAAAGUUUUUUUUUCAUUUGUUUAAAGGGUUAUUUUCCUCGCAUUUAACAAGAGGCGCCUUUUUCGAUAAGGAGUUGUAAGCUAACAGCGAGAGACAACGGCGCUGCAGAUCGCUGUAAGCUGAGGACCAGGCCGUGAUGGACAGGCUGACUUUGUCCCACAUAGAUGAGGGCCUAGACUCUUCUGAAGUGGCAGACCUUUGCUUCUUAUGCCGUGAUGUAGUCACCAGGAGACGCCUGGAGAACAUUAAGGAUGCGAAGGACUUGUUCUUGAGAUUAGAGGAAAAAGGUCUGCUGCAAAAUGAUGCCUUCCUCAGGCAGCUGCUCUAUACCAUCCAUCGAGCAGAUCUACUCAGGGUCUUGGAGACAGACAGCAGACCGCCAGAAGAAACAGAUGCUAGUCCUGUCCUCUCCGACUACAGGAAGACCCUGUAUUCUAUAUACAAUGACUUCACUACAGAGAACUUUGAAAAGCUGAAGUUUCUACUGACUAACAAGCUGGGCAGGAGACAAAUAGAAUUGUCCAAGACACCGCUGGACGUGUUUGCAGAAAUGGAAAAAGCUGAUUUACUAUCAGAGACAGAUGUUAGCUUGCUACAUGAAGCACUGCAAGAGUGUGAUCAACUACUGGCAAUUACUUUAGAGAAAUACAGACAAAGGGCCCGUCAGCCGCAGCAGCAGUUCACAUUAUCUCUUGACGUCAGCAUGGACAUUGAGAGUACCCAUGAGCCACUGUCUAUAACUGAAACUCAGCCCAACUAUCGAAGAGAUAGUAUUAAAACUGAUGCACAACUAGAAACAAAUCCCACCUCUCUUCCUGAUCAGUCAGAAUACUACACACUGACUCAUAAACCACGUGGUUGGUGCGUGGUCUUCAACAAUGAGAUCUUCACAGGAACACAUCUGACUGAUCGAAGAGGAACUCACAAAGAUGCAGAAGCUCUGACAAAAGUGUUCACUCGCUUAGGUUUUCAAAUGAAGAUAUACAACAACCUGACUGCAGAGGGGAUGAAAAAAGAAAUAAAUGAUCUUGUCAAAAAGAAUAAUUUCACGAAUCAUGAUGCCUUGGUGGUGUGCGUGCUUUCACACGGAGAAAAGGGGUGUGUCUUUGGCACUGAUGGGGAAAGGGUGCUCCUGAAAGAGCUGACACACCCCUUUACAAGUGGAAGAGCCCGAACCUUGGGAGGGAAGCCCAAACUCUUCUUCAUUCAAGCCUGUCAAGGUGAUGGAUACCAGAAAGGAUACCGUCCCAGCAGCUUGGGGCCCGGAGAGGACGAGAAGCAGAACAAAGAAACACUGCAAGCUGAUGCCUCAAACCCUGACGAGGCUUUGCCUGCAUCAGCAGACUUUCUGAUGGGCAUGGCCACAGUGGAGGAGUUCAAGUCAUUUCGAAACACACUCACAGGAUCUAUCUACAUCCAGGAGCUGUGCAGGCAGCUGGAAAUAGCAGCCGAAAGUAAGGAGAUGGAUGAUAUCCUCACUGUCCUGACACGUGUGAACAGGGAGGUCAGCAAAGGAGAUUUUUUAUCCUACAAACAAAUGCCGGAGCCCAAAUACACUCUCAGAAAGAAGCUCGUCCUCAAAUUUGUAUGAUCGGACUGUGACCAAAUACCACACUAUACAAUACUACACAGUUCCUGGAUUCAUGUUACAGUUAACACUGUGUUUGUGCGUGUGUGUUGAUAAAUGUGAUUUUUGUUUUUGUUUUUAACAAUUAACUGAACAAAGUAAUCCAUGGCAAAUAAACUGGUACAGGGGUAAUUAGAUGUAAUUCUGACUAUUUUUGUGUCAUUAUUCAAAUAUAAAUAAGGCUACGUCCACACUAGCCCGGAUAGAUUUGACAACGGUGUUUUCGUCUAAAAAUGCUCUGCGUCCACACUAUCAUUUUCGGUCGUUUUCACAGAGUUGUGCAUCCACAUUGAAACAGCUGAAAACACUUGCGUUCCAGUACUGUGCAUGCAUGAAACGCAAAAUGUCGAGGAAAAGCACUGAGUUUUUUAAAUGGACUAACAAUGAGGUGGAGUUGUUGCUGCGAGUAACACAGAAGUACAAAGUUGCAAAAGCGAUUGAGAAUUAAAGAAUUUAAAGAAAAGCUAUCUGGCGCAUGUACAAACUGAUGUUAAGCUGUAAUAGGGCUGUCAAAAUUGAGAGCAAUCAAAACAACUGCUGUAUAAUGCCCUCUGCUAUCUUGGUUUAAUUGGUCACGACUGCAUCACAGGACUAACAUGUGUCAUUGUUUUCGAAAGUCUGCGUUUUCGCUGUCCACACUAUGACACGAAAGCUCUGUUUUCAAAUGUAUUUGUUUUCGAGAGCGUUUUCAAAAUGCUGCGUUUUCCUUGAGCCAAAACGCCGUCUCAGUGUGGACAGGAGGCCAAAACUGAGAGAAAACGAGAUAACGUUUUCAUUUUCCAACAAAAACGCAUUACUGUGGAUGUAGCCAUUUAUUUGGAGUUUUCACCUCAGUGCUAUUUACCUCAAAUAAAAUGAAAUCU
Molecule: messenger RNA, 2605 nt
Organism: Pelmatolapia mariae (spotted tilapia)
Lineage: Eukaryota; Metazoa; Chordata; Actinopteri; Cichliformes; Cichlidae
Product: caspase-8-like
Exons: 12
Coding region: 252-1706 (484 amino acids)
Biological process (GO): proteolysis; regulation of apoptotic process
Molecular function (GO): protein binding; cysteine-type endopeptidase activity
Source: RefSeq, a predicted model, not a curated record